Molecule: messenger RNA, 1831 nt
Organism: Phodopus roborovskii (desert hamster)
Lineage: Eukaryota; Metazoa; Chordata; Mammalia; Rodentia; Cricetidae
Gene: Nodal
Product: nodal growth differentiation factor
Exons: 3
Coding region: 1-1062 (353 amino acids)
Biological process (GO): BMP signaling pathway; SMAD protein signal transduction
Cellular component (GO): extracellular region
Molecular function (GO): growth factor activity; cytokine activity; type I activin receptor binding
Source: RefSeq, a predicted model, not a curated record
AUGAGUGCCCACCGCCUCCCUAUUCUUCUUCUCCAUGCCUGGUGGGCCCUACUCGACCCGCGCGCCGCGACGGUGACCGCCUUUCCUCUGUGGACACCGGGGCAGCCCUCGUCACCAUCCUCUCUCGCGUACAUGAUGAGCCUCUACCGAGACCCGCUGCCUCGGGCGGACAUCAUCCGCAGCCUCCAGGCUCAAGAUGUGGAAGUGAGUGGGCAGAACUGGACCUUCGCUUUCGACUUCUCCUUUCUGAGCCAAGAAGAGGAUCUGGCAUGGGCGGAGCUCCGGCUACAGCUGCCCAGCCCCAUGGACCUCCCCACUGAGGGCCCACUCAUCAUUGAAAUUUUCCACCAGGCAAAGCUGGACCCAGAGCAGGCCCCAGCCGGCUGCCUGGAGCGAGUUCGGAUGGAGCAGUUCACUAUCACUCCGUCUCAGGUCACUUUUUCCUUGGGCAGCACUGUCGUGGAGGUAACCAGGCCACUCUCCAAGUGGCUAAAGGACCCCAGGGCACUAGAGAAGCAGAUGUCCAGUCUGAAAGGAAAGUGCUGGCAUCAGCCCCGCACCCCACCUGUCACUGUCACCAGCACAAAUGUGCUCAUGCUCUACUCCAACCGGCCUCAGGAGCAGAGGCAGCUGGGUGGUGCCACUUUGCUCUGGGAAGCUGAAAGCUCCUGGCGGGCCCACGAAGGACAGCUGUCUGAAGAGAGGGGCCGAUGGAGAAGGCACCGGAGGCAUCACUUGCCAGACAGGAGCCAACUGUGUAGGAGGGUUAAGUUCCAGGUGGACUUCAACCUGAUUGGCUGGGGUUCCUGGAUCAUCUAUCCCAAACAGUACAACGCCUAUCGCUGCGAGGGCGAGUGUCCUAACCCCGUGGGGGAGGAGUUUCAUCCUACCAACCAUGCCUAUAUACAGAGCCUGCUGAAACGCUACCAGCCCCACCGGGUCCCUUCCACGUGCUGUGUCCCUGUGAAGACCAAGCCACUGAGCAUGCUCUAUGUGGACAAUGGCAGGGUCCUCCUGGAACACCACAAGGACAUGAUUGUGGAGGAAUGUGGAUGCCUCUGACACAGCCAGGGGGAGGGCUGAAUCAGCUUGCUCUCCACAAUGCUAGUGAACUCCGGGGAGACCCCAGUGUCUAUCCAGGGAGCAAAAAUGGGAGAAGGGCUCUGCCUGCCAGAGCUGAGGAGGAAGGCCUGCUUCCUGUGCACAGUCAGACCUUAGACCUGCCAGGCCAGAGGCUACUGCAGGGGGGCAGGAAUGGAGAACCUUGGCAGAGGCUGGUUGGGCUCCCUGGAAAUGGGGGCUGUGAACUGUGCAAGUGCUUUUUAAACUCUGGAGCCCUUGGAAUGGUGUGCAAAGGCUGGGGUAUGCUAUGUAUUUAUUUUUGAGGCCAUCUGUAGCUUUCCUGUACUCUUAAAAGUGGUCUGUGACCCACUGUCACUUCUUAAAGAUCGGUAUAAUUUGACUAGAUUAAAACUAACCAUUUGGCUCACCCUGCUUCAUGCUGGGCUAGGGGAGCCCCACAACUUUCUGGCUUGCUGUUACUAAUGUGAUGGCCUUCCUCAGGAGCUCCCUGAUCUCUGCUUAUGAGUUGCCAGAACAAUAAAGCCACUGUCCAGUUCUCUCAGGGCCAGCUGAUGCCUUUGACCAGAGAGGUGGGCACUUGUCCAAGAGGGACUGGCCAUGGUGGACUAUGGAAGCCAGAGCUGUCAGACAUCUGCUUGUCAGACAGAACCCAAGUCUAUUAAAAGUCAGUGAGAAUUCAACUCAGGCUCUCAAUGUGUUUUGGGGUCCUGAGGUUCUGAUCCAGCAGGGGUUGGGUUGUGGUCAUAGC